AUGACAAAAAGGCGAAUUAAGAGGAAUUUCGAGGAACAGUUUGCUGUUGUCUCGUCGUUGACAGUUACACCACCAAAGUCGACGAAUGACGAGACCAAACCAAAGAAAACUCGUAACUGGUCCUAUAACAAAGUAUGGCGCAGGGGCGAAGCCCAGGAACAGGAGAACGGGAGAAAUCCCGGGGGCAAGCCCGGCAAGGUCCUACCUGUACCGCCAUCACAGACCGAGGUCACACCUGUUCCGCCAUCACAGACCAAGGUCAAGUGUGGUCCGCCCCAGACAGCCCAUGGCUGGCGCUACAACAGAGUGUGGAGGAGGGACAGGGUGUGGAGGAGAGAGAAUUUCGAGGAACAGUUUGCUGUUGUCUCGUCGUUGACAGUUACACCGCCAAAGUCGACGAAUGACGAGAUCAAACCAAAGAAAACUCGUAACUGGUCCUAUAACAAAGUAUGGCGCAGGGGCGAAGCACAGGAACAAGAGAACGGGAGAAAUCCCGGGGGCAAGCCCGGCAAGGUCCCACCUGUACCGCCAUCACAGAACAAAGUCACACCUGUAUUGCCAUCACAGGACAAGGUCAUACCAGCAUCGCCAUUGAAGGCAAAGGUCACACCUGUACCUCCAUUACAGACCAAGGUCAAGCGUGAUCCGCCCCAGACAGUCCUGACGUCAGUGAACAAGUCCUCCGCCUCGACCACCAACACCGUACCCUCGGCUGAGAUGCGCGUGUCUGACACUGCAAAAACUAACUCUGUCUCUCUGACCCCCGUGAAGACGGCGACUUCCGGCACACAUGAGCUGGUGUCUACUACGUAUGACGUAUAUUGCAAGGAGACCCAGUCGGACCCUCUCUCUGGUACGGAGAAAACCCAGGGCGAAGCAAGGCCAAAUCGUUGCUCAUCUAGAGAAGAUGUGGUUCAAUCUCCCGCUGAUAGAUGGGGUAUGUCCUCCAAAGACAAUGCGCCGGAUUCUCCAGUGGCUGGGGACAAAAAGCACCUGAAGGAGUCUCUUAAGAGAAAGCGAUGUGAGCCUCAAACCACCAUCAGCAAGCGCAUUAUGCUGGAGCACUCAGCAGCCGUCAGUCAGCUGACGUCUGUCAGUUAUCGUUUUCUGUGGAGUAUGGAGACCCUCUUUGACGGACUCUGUCUUGUCUUUGAGGACUUCCGUCUUUGAGUCCAUCUACUCCACAGGUUUGGCAAGUUAAAACUAUGCUUUAUCUAGAGCAUAUAUGUGUGUUUUCUUAAAUUCUUUUUGGGCUGUGGGAUCUAAAUAUUUUAUGGGUUGGUUAAUUAUAAGUUAAAUGGUAACACACAUAAAUGUAUAGUGCUCCUUGCUGAAUCCAUUUGUACAUAUGUAAAUAGUUUGUUGAAUGAUAUAUAGUACCCCCAUGAUUAAAAUGAUUUAUUCUUAAUAUCAUGCUUUGUUUCAUUCGAAGUUUUCAUUAUUCCUCUUGCAUACAUUUUU
Magallana angulata is the source of this 1461-nucleotide messenger RNA. RefSeq lists its product as uncharacterized. The transcript has 9 exons. Bases 1 to 1170 code for a protein of 389 amino acids. The record is from RefSeq and is a predicted model, not a curated record. NCBI's taxonomy places the organism in Eukaryota, Metazoa, Mollusca, Bivalvia, Ostreida, Ostreidae.